This is a messenger RNA of Brachypodium distachyon (stiff brome), 1678 nucleotides long. Its product is annotated as non-structural maintenance of chromosomes element 4 homolog A. The record is from RefSeq and is a predicted model, not a curated record. Bases 231 to 1316 code for a protein of 361 amino acids. Lineage: Eukaryota; Viridiplantae; Streptophyta; Magnoliopsida; Poales; Poaceae. Gene Ontology annotation, biological process: DNA repair. The transcript is spliced from 7 exons. Gene Ontology annotation, cellular component: Smc5-Smc6 complex; nucleus.
GGAGAACCUUGGCUGCCUGCCGCCCGCGACAGCGAGAUUUCAAAUCCCAAUCAUCCCAGCCUCCUCUUCUUAUUCCCCCCGCCCCCAAAAUUUGGCGGAAAUUUUCCAUUCCCCACGCGCGCUUCCGCUCCCCCGUCGCUCUCUCGGCCGCGCCGCGCUCUAGGUAAGGUUUGGGAACUUGGGGACUGGUUUACGGGCUAGGGUUUGGGACCCGCUAGAUUUGAUUCCCCAUGGCGGCGCCGGCGGCGGGGGCGGAGGGCCCCGGCGAUGCCGACGGCGGAGGCCCGCGGCAGCAGGGUUUGGCGGAGCGGCGGAUGCUCCGGUCGCGGUACCUCGCCAUGAAGAACCUCAUCAGCGAAGAGAAGGAUGACUUGGCGAAGGAAGAUUCGGACAAGUUCACGUCCAUCAUCACGCAGGUGGAGAGCCUGCACGAGCUUGUGCAGAGGCCUAGGGAGCAAAUAGCUGAUGCAGAAGCUCUUCUGGACAUUACGACCACUUUGGUAAAAUCUGUGAGGUCCCAAUCAAGUGAAGGCAUCACGCCUGGUGAUUUCGUAACAGCAUUGCUGAAGAAAUUUGGGCAACAAGGGGGCCUUGAUUCUGAGCCUGCCUCAUUACGUUGGGCUGACAUUGGGUUUUCUGCCUCGCAUGUCUUCCAGGCUGUGCCUGGAUGCCGCACCAUGCUUGGACCCAUGGAUACAGAAGUAAAGCAGCGCAAGGUUUCGGUUGUUAAUAGAAAAAGAACUGCAAAGCCAACUGAAAAUACUCGUCCUGAAGAGCUUGCUGAUUCCUCAGAGGGAGCAAAAACAGACACUGACCGGAAUGUGUCUGUUGUAUUUGAUAUCCUGAGGAAAAAGAAGAGUGUGAGGCUGGAGAACCUUGUUUUGAACAGACAUUCAUUUGCCCAAACAGUUGAGAAUGUGUUUGCACUGUCUUUCCUAGUCAAGGAUGGCAGGGUGGCAAUAAACAUUGAUGACAAUGGGCACCAUAUAGUCUAUCCAAGAAAUGCACCUGCUGCUAGUGCCAUAGCGUCAGGAGAAGUCUCCUACAGCCAUUUUGUUUUCAGAUUUGAUUAUAGAGAUUGGAAGCUAAUGAGAGAAGUUGUCGCGGAUGGCGAAGAACUAAUGCCACACAGAACCCAGGGCAGUCCCUGCAAUGAAGAGAACGAACACCUGGAGCAAUGUGCCCAACAAACGCCAAUCAGGAAACUUUGCCGGAACCGAGGUUUGGUUCUGCAAGAGCAGAUGGUUGUUGCGGAGACACCUGAGGCGGACAAGACCUCCUCCAAGCGCAGACGACUUUUUAGAGAUCAGAAGUGAGACAUUGCCUGGCAUGUUUAGCUGCCUGCCUUGUGUUUGUAUGUAGAAAUAUUACCUGUUCUUUUUUAAGAUAUGUCCUGCCUGAUUAACUUAUCUCUUGUAUAACAGUAGGUGUUGCUUUAGCGCAGCUUGUGCUAGUUCUCUUAGCUUGAGCAGUAGAGAUUCCUUCAGGGAAAAGGAAAUUUGGAGAACUAGAUAAAGCGACUUAAAAUAAUAUGCCUGAAGCCCGUCAAAAGAAAGUGCCUGAAUCAGAAUUGUAUGUCUUCGCUGACUAUAGCAUGUUAAGGUCGAAAUAGUUUGUUUCAAGUCGGAGAAAUUUGUCAUUCUCUGAAGAUAACAAAUUGUAUUUCGGUGACAGUAAA